Molecule: messenger RNA, 2994 nt
Organism: Ruditapes philippinarum (Manila clam)
Lineage: Eukaryota; Metazoa; Mollusca; Bivalvia; Venerida; Veneridae
Product: beta-1,3-galactosyltransferase 1-like
Exons: 1
Coding region: 1181-2278 (365 amino acids)
Cellular component (GO): membrane
Molecular function (GO): hexosyltransferase activity
Source: RefSeq, a predicted model, not a curated record
UUCUUCCAUUUUUAAUCAGAACUUAAAAACGAAAGGUAUAUAUUUACGUACACAACAAAUAUCACAUGUCAAGACUGAUUGUUCUUGAAAAACAUAAAUGAAUAACAUAACCAUUAUUAAAGCAAAGACACAAUUACGUACAGAUGUAAAAUGUUGAAAACCUUGGUUUAAAUUUUAUCAACAGAAUUGGACAUAAAUGUAUUGAGGUGUUUCCCGGCAUAAAAACGUCUCUUUAUAUGUUUUAUAUGACAAAAACAUUGUUUAACGUCUUUUUAAGCCCAAAGCUUAACGUGGAUUAUUCUAUGAUAAUUACUGCCAAAGGAAUUUUCAAUGGAAGGUAAAUGGACGCGGAACUCGGACAUCUAUUUGUACGAGCGUACAUAUAAUAAUAUUGUUUUAAACAUCAAAUUAAGACGUUUCUCAGAUGUCAAAGUAAGUAAAUGGUUGUACUUAAUUGAAUAGUGCGUUACGUCAAGUUAAACCCUAAAAAUAUACUUGAAUGCUAUCGGACCCAUCGCACUGCGUUGCAAUCGAAUCAAUCGCUGUCUGCGUUGUAAUUAUUUAAUUUUUGUUGGCAUAUAUUUUAUAAAUAGGCAAAAACAAUUAUCAAAGGUUUCAAAAUAUUGUUGGUUUGUGCAAGUAUCAUUCAUACGAUAUGAUGCCGUUGCAAUAUUGGAUCGUUUUGCACACAUUUGUACGGGUGUGCGUGUUUUAACCAAAAUAAGGGGAAAAUGUCGUCCUCUCGUCAAACUGUACAGAAGUGUUUCAAUUGCAUCGUGAGCGUCUUAUCAUUUGAAAGAGUACACAUUAGUUUAAAUGAUUGAAUUGACAGUUUGUUUACAAACCAGAUAGCGGUUGUGUAAUCAAUAACUUUCUUUGCAUUGCACACACUGUGCAUAUCAUGAUUUUUACUCAUUUUUGAAUCACACAUACUUAUAUACACAGAUGUGUUAACAGUUGUAUUAUAAGGUUUUUAGCAGUGAGACUUGUGAAGUGAUAUAUUUUAUUUACAGACUUUUUUUAUAUUCUUCUAUCGGUGUGUAUUUUGAUUCAAUAAAAAGGCUGGAAUAGGCCUUUUAACGCAGAUUUAUCACAGAAAAUACUAGAGGAUGCUGAAAUUUAAUUUUUCUUGAAUAAAAAAGUGAGCGUCUGUUCGAUAUUUUAAAAUUAACUUGCGAAUAUGUCUAUUGAAUUAAAACAUUAUUUUCUUAAUAUAUUAACUGUAGUGACCUUAGUGACGUCUUUCAUUAGUAUAAGGUAUUCUUUACCAAAACACUUUAAGUUAUCUAGACAAUACAACAAUUUCACUGAUUCAGAAAUAGGAAUACAUAUAAAAGUUAACGGGAGUGAACAUUUGGGAAAGAAAUUAAAAAAGCUCAAAAAAUAUAACACGAGAGUGAAUGACAGACUAUCGUAUAAGGCACAAAAUCAAAACACGAAUAAAACGGAUGAAAUAAGAGAAACAGUAUGUGAUAAAUGUUUUACUCAUGAUUUUAAAUAUUUGAUAAAUAAUGUGAAAAUUUGUAACGACAACAACGAUAAAAUAGAUUUAUUUAUCAUGAUUUUCACAGAACAUGAGCACUUUGAACAACGUGACGUCAUUCGUAGAACAUGGCUCUCAUACUCCAAAAACAAUACUGGUAACAUACGUUAUGCCUUUUUGCUCGGCAAGCCGACAAAUGAUGUGUUUCACGAAACGGUUGUACAGGAAAAUAACGUGUACCAUGAUAUAAUAAAAGAAGAUUUUAUUGAUACUUAUAUGAAUUUAACAUAUAAGACCAUAAUGGGAUUUAAAUGGGUAGUGACGUUUUGCCCUACAGCUAAAUAUAUUCUUAAAACAGACGAUGACAUGUAUAUAAAUGUACCAAAUUUCGUACAUUACGUAAACACAUCUGGUGCAGAGUUAGAAAAUCAUGUGGUCGGUUCUUGUGAAACAAUUCCAAGUCCAAUCAGAAAUAAAAAUUCAAAAUGGUAUGCGUCAAUAGAAUCGUACAAAGAAAGGCGAUAUCCUGGCUAUUGUUCGGGGACUGGCUACUUAACAAGUUUCAAUAUAGUGAACAAAAUAUUUGCUAUUUCGUCUAAAAUUCCAUUUUUUUAUUUUGAGGACGUAUAUGUUGGACUAUGUUUAAGAAAAAUCGGAGGAUUUAUAAAAAAUAUAAAAGGCUUUAAUCGAAACAUGGUUAGAUUAGAUGCAUGUAUUUAUAAUGGUAAAACAAUGUUUACAUCACACAGAGUAACGGCUAAGGAAAUAGAAACUGUAUGGAACUCAAAAUGUUAAUCGGAACAUUUAUUUAUGUACAAUUCAAAAUAUGAAAUUAAAGAAAUUGGCGUCAUCCAAAGAACCUAAAGAACGCAAUUCAUUCAUAACAUGCGCGUGGGAAUGACGUAAUUUAAUGCACUUAAGAGCACGCGACUGGUAUUGCACGGUCGGGGUGCUUUUCUAGCACCGAUGUUUACAAUAGAUAAUCCUGUAAAAUUUGCAAGAAGAACAUCGUCAUUUAUAACUUGAAUUAUUGAAUACCUUAGAUUAAAUAUCACCAUACAUGUCUUGUGCAUCAAUAUCUUAGAGUAAGUCUAUUUCAUUAAUAAAGUUAAAUUUUAAAGACUGUACCAUUUUGUAACAAAUCUUUUACUCCUUUACAUUUCCGAAAGUCCGAUACCAUAAUUAGAGUUAAUGUAUUACUAGGUAAAAAUAUAUCAUUGAUUUAUUGAUAUUUUUAUCACCAAAGAAAUACAAAUAUGAAUGAAACCCUAAAAGGAAUGGAGCCCCACUCUUUAUUAUACGUAUUUUGGUAUAUCGGACAAAGAGCUUGAAUGAUAAAAUGCUAAAAUCUUGCUUUUUACCCAACGGAAUAAAUUUUAAAAGGACUAAUUCAUCUUUUCACACCGAUUUAUGGUUGAUAAUGAAUAAAGAUAUGUAAUAAUCGGCGAAAAACGAUAUUAAAUUUUGUCUAUUUUGAGAUCAUGAUUUCUGCAAGCGCCUAAUCCGAUGUU